AUGGCGGGAUCCUCCCUUCACCCGACGCUGGGACAUAGACUGACACCAAAUCCCUCGGACCCCAAUCUGACUUCUCCUUCCUCACGAAUCAGUGUGUCCAAGCGUAUCGAAGUCCCGGUGGAACAAGUGACAAUCACGCUACCGUCCUCUGCAAAACCCACUCAAGUCCUAGGGAAAAGGAAAGCAGGGAGACCGCGGAUUGCAAGUAGCCCAAUCCAGGGUGCGUCUUUAAAGAAGAGGAAUCUGACACGGGCAAAAGCGACUUCCAAGAAGUGCCUGAACAUGGACCCUAUUCCCCCAGCCCGACCAAGUUCCUCCCUCAAUCCCACGCCAACCCAAGGCGGCACCGUGGCUCCGAAGAAAAAGGCAUCUCAGGGACGCAAACAGAAGAAUAAGGUGGAUUUUCACAAUCCACCAAAUUCUCUUCCUUAG
Messenger RNA from Microthlaspi erraticum, 432 nucleotides. Lineage: Eukaryota; Viridiplantae; Streptophyta; Magnoliopsida; Brassicales; Brassicaceae. The record is from the annotation of a GenBank genome assembly.